This is a messenger RNA of Capronia epimyces CBS 606.96, 1149 nucleotides long. RefSeq lists its product as uncharacterized. The transcript has a single exon. Gene Ontology annotation, biological process: DNA repair. The record is from RefSeq and is a predicted model, not a curated record. Lineage: Eukaryota; Fungi; Ascomycota; Eurotiomycetes; Chaetothyriales; Herpotrichiellaceae. Bases 1 to 1149 code for a protein of 382 amino acids. Gene Ontology annotation, cellular component: nucleus.
AUGCCGCCCCUCAAACGGCGAGCAGCAGCCAUAUCCCGCGACGCCUCCGAAUCCGAGUCAGAAUCCGAGGCACCCCGGACACAGACACGGACACAGGCACCACCAGCGCGGCGGCGUCGGCGCUCUGCAUCCUCCUCGUCGCAGGCAUCUUCAGCUUCAUCGACGCCCUCCCAUUCUGCCGGCCACGUCCAGACAAGCACACUGAUCAAGAAGCUGGUCCGGCUCGCGCUGUCGACAGAGUACUCGCGCAGUGCGUUGCGGCGAAGUGACAUCUCGACCAAAGUGUUCAAGGAGAGCAAUGCAGCGGGCCGCGGGUUCAAGGCCGUGUUCGAGGGAGCGCAGCAGAUUUUAACAGACACAUUCGGCAUGCAGCUGGUGGAACUGCCUUCGCGGGAGAAGACGACGCUCAAAGACCGACGCAACCUCGCGACGCAGACGAAAUCCAGCGCUUCCACGUCGUCCAAGAGUUGGAUCCUGGUUUCGACCCUGCCGACCGAGCUGAAGACGAACCCGGCCAUCGUCCAGCCCGCGCGGGCGCCCAGCGUCGAGACCGAGGCGUCGUACACGGGCCUAUAUAGUUUUAUCCUGUCGCUGAUCUACCUCAACAACAACUCCCUGACCGAGCAGAAGCUGGAGCGCUAUCUCAAGCGCGUCAACGCCGACACCUUCACGCCAUUCGGCAGUCUGGACAAACUGCUCCAGCGCAUGCUGCGCGAAGGCUAUCUCGACAAGCGCCGCGACACCAGCAGCGGCGAGGAGAUGAUCGAGUACUCGCCUGGCCCGCGCGGGAAAGUCGAGGUCGGCCUGCGCGGCGUCACCGGCCUGGUGAGGACUGUCUACGGCUACGGCGCCGUGCCCUUGCUUAAGGACCAAGGCCGGCGCGACCGACACGACGCAGAUGACGACGACGAGCCCGCCCCGCGCAGGACCAUUGUCAAAAUUGAAGAGGACGAGCUCAACGCCAGGCUUUCACGCAGUCUGGGCAUCAAGGUCGCCGGAGACAAAGCCCUGCGCCCCAACCAAGCCUCGGACCCGAGCGAGGGCGAGGAUGAGGAUGAGGAUGAACUUGCACACGAGUCUAGAGCCACUCCCACUCGAGCCGGCCCGUCCAGGCAGAGACAACGGCAGGGCACGCGGGCCGGAAGAUGA